AUAUGAAUAGAUUAAAAAAGUUUGCAUUUAGUAAAAAGUUAAAUAAAAUAAUUCAAACAGAAGCUGAACGUGAGAGAAUUAGGAAAUAAGUAGGAGAAUCAGGAACAUUUGAAGAGAAUGGCAAAGCUUAUUACUAUAGAGAUGGUAAAAUAAAUAAACUUGAUUACUUAAAGAGAGAAGAAUUAAAAAUGCAAGCAAAACUUGAUUCAUAUAUUGAAGAUAAAGAGACUAAAUAAUAAUUACCAUUUAUAAUAAUUAGUACAAGUAAUAAAGUUUAAUAAAUUUAACUUUAGUUUUGGCAGUCUUUUUAGGAUCUAUAUUUAUAAGAUCUUUAAAGAAACCUGAAAAAAAAAAUGAAAUAGAAGAUAAUUCAAAUUAUGAAGCAAAUUAUCAAUAAGCAGUAAAAGAAUAGGAAGAAUAUGAUGAGAAAAUAAAAGAAGAAAAGCUUAAAAAGUUUAGAGAGUAGGAAAAUAGUGAUAUGGAAAUCGACAAGAAAAAAAGAGAUUUUAAAUGAGUAUAUAAUUUUA
This is a messenger RNA of Paramecium sonneborni, 527 nucleotides long. The record is from the annotation of a GenBank genome assembly. Lineage: Eukaryota; Ciliophora; Oligohymenophorea; Peniculida; Parameciidae.